Messenger RNA from Aegilops tauschii subsp. strangulata, 663 nucleotides. Lineage: Eukaryota; Viridiplantae; Streptophyta; Magnoliopsida; Poales; Poaceae. The record is from RefSeq and is a predicted model, not a curated record.
CAAAACGGCCGCACGAACGCACCACGACCUUCUCUCCUCCUCCUCUGCUACCCACUCCACCCGACGAUCCUCCACUCGGCCGCCCCCUGUAGAUCCUCCGCUUGGCCGCCCGCCGUAGAUCCUUCGCUCGGCCGCCCCCAGCCGAUCAUCCUCUGCUGCCCCGCGGACUGCCGCCGCCGAUGAGCCCAUCUGAUGGCGGUGCCGACCCAUCUUCUGGUGCUGGAUGCGGCAACCAGGGCGAAGGAGAAGAAAUUAAUGUAGACUACCACCAUCGCCAGGUUGCACGUGAACAACCGACCGUUGUGGUGGCCUUCAGGUUGGCCACGGAGAAGUCCUGGAGCGGCGGCGUGUCCAAGAGGAUGCAGCUCGCCAGCCCGCUGCCCGCUGCCCGCCGCUCCUCCCCUGCCUUCUCCUUCUCUCCCUUUCCUUCUCCUUCCUUCUUUCCUUUCUCCAUGUUUUUUCACCUCCGGCUCCCUCUCUGUCGACUGUCUCUAUGCAGCUCCGCCUCUAUGGAGAUCGCCGCCCCGCGUGUGCCGUCACCUGUAAGACUCCGUUCGACGCCCGUCGUCCUCGCCUCCCAUGUCUCCUGCCGCUUGCCCCACAUCGUGGUGCACCAUGGAUGCCAGCCAGAUCGAGCAUGGGCACGAGAGGCGCCGCGCUCCC